UCUCUUUCUUCUCUCUUCCUCAUAUUUAUUACUUCACAAACAGAGAAAAAAAAGAAAGAAAAAUUAAAUAAAAUUUUUAUAAUUUAAUGUGAGAAAUAUCAAUUCGGUAUAACAAUCCGAGAACGAAAAGGGUUUGGUUUGGUGGUGGUGAGUACCGGCGGGGUGGAUCCGACGGCGAUGGCGAAGACCGGUGUAUUCGAAUCGGAUCCGACGGCGAUUGCGAAAGCCAAGGAACUGAAGCGUGAGAUGAGAAAGUUACUGAUUAAGAUCGAAGAAGAGGAUGAUGAUUCAGGUGUUCAGGCUAUCGAUCAGUUACAGGAGGCUUUGUCUGCGUUGAGAGAGGCGACGAUGAGGAGGAAGAAAUCUUCUUCUUUAGAGAUGCUUGAGACUACUGUCUCUUCUUGUCCUGACGAGUUUCGUUGUCCUCUUUCUAAUGAGCUUAUGAAGGAUCCCGUCGUUUUGGCUUCUGGUCAGACUUAUGACAGAUUGUUUAUCCAGAAGUGGUUGAGCUCAGGCAAUAGAACAUGUCCCAAGACUCAGCAAGUUCUGCCUCACACGGCUUUAACUCCCAAUCUCUUAAUCCGUGAUAUGAUCUCAAAAUGGUGUAAGAAGAUUGGUCUAGACACGAAGAACCAGUAUCAUCCCAACCUUGUGAAUGAAGAAGAAGCUGUGACAAGAUCAGAUCGUGAGAUUUUUAAUUCUUUGCUCUGUAAAGUCUCGUCUUCAAUCCUUCAAGAUCAAAAAUCUGCUGUCAAGGAGCUAAGGCUUCUGACCAGGAAAGGUACUGAGUUCAGAGCUCUCUUUGGCGAGUCUCCAGAUGAAAUCACCCGGUUGCUGAAUCCGUUGUUACACGGGUCAAACCCUGAUGAGAAUCUUCAAGAAGAUGUGGUCACAACAUUGUUGAACAUAGCUAUUCAUGAUGACAGCAACAAGAAGCUUGUUUGCGAAAACCCUAAUGUGAUUCCUCUCCUGAUCGAUGCAUUGAGGCGUGGAACGGUAGCCACGAGAAGCAAUGCAGCUGCAGCGGUAUUCACUCUGUCUGCGCUCGAUUCGAACAAAGUACUUAUAGGUAAAUCAGGGAUCCUGAAACCGCUUAUUGAUCUCCUCGAAGAAGGGAAUCCACUGGCUAUCAAAGACGUAGCUGCAGCUAUCUUUACACUUUGUAUUGCCCAUGAAAACAGGAGUAGAGCCGUGAGAGACGGAGCUGUUAGGGUUUUAGGUAAGAAAAUCUCAAACGGGUUGUAUGUGGAUGAGCUUUUAGCUAUAUUGGCAAUGCUGNUUACAAAUACCAAUGAGAUUUUUUUUUUUAUUCUACGGUUAAGAAAAGAUCAUUCCCAUGAAAAAAGAAAGACAAACGAAUCCUAA
This is a messenger RNA of Camelina sativa (false flax), 1365 nucleotides long. RefSeq names its product U-box domain-containing protein 9. Gene Ontology annotation, biological process: protein ubiquitination. Gene Ontology annotation, molecular function: ubiquitin-protein transferase activity. NCBI's taxonomy places the organism in Eukaryota, Viridiplantae, Streptophyta, Magnoliopsida, Brassicales, Brassicaceae. The record is from RefSeq and is a predicted model, not a curated record.